AUGGCGAUCUUCACCAAUUCAAAGGCAAAUGUCCUCCAGUUGCUGGCACUGUUCAGCUCUGGCGUCCUCGGACAGAACUUGAACAAACCUGUCUUGUUUUCCGAUGGACUCUCCCCUCAUGUUGACAGCGUGUUUUUCCAACACCUGACACCAACUCAAAGCACAUGGGACAAAUGGGGCUGGGGAUGGAUUCCGCAGGCUUGUUUGUCGGUUGUGCAAGGGACUCAAUUCAGCCCAUACGACAUUGAAGUCUACAACGUUCAUUACACCGAUUGCGCUAGUGCAGUCGUGAUGUGUAGACACAAUCAGGCUCAGAUGUCGAUCAUCAACAUGAUUGAUGCUUUUGGUCGCAUUCCAAUUCAUGACCGACAAUGGACGCAGCACAUCCUUGCUCUUCCAGCAGGCGGCUGCAGUGCUGGUACGGGUGGUGCGGUGACUACAUUCUACGGCCCCUGCUAUAUUCCCUCCGUCUUUGUGCACGAGUUGACCCAUACAUUGGAUGCAUUUGUCAACGACAAGACGGGCUCAACCGGCGCGGUUCACGUUUACAGCACAACAUCGUCGUAUCUGAAUUCGGUCAACCAGGAUUCCUGCGUUCCUGACGGCUACGCCAACACCUCUCCCCAAGAAGACUAUGCCCAAACAUCUGUGCUCGCUCUCUACGAGAAGGUUAACCCUGGUGGUCUUGAUCCCAUUGGACCCUGGCGUUGCUUGGUCAAUGCCAAGAACAACCUCGACAGCAUAAUCGGCCAAGAAUUGACUCCCGGUGGCAGCUGCACUCAUCGUUGGGCUGAUUCCGCAAUUGUGUGCAUGGGCCCUGCAGCAGGCUGCACUUCAUCCAAGAGAGGCUUUGAGGGCCGGAGAGGAUUGAAGCCUGUGGGCCCGAAGCCGAAUCCUGCAAACAAGAAGGGCGACCCAUUGGUUCUCGACCUCUUGCCUGACCUGGCCAGCGUUGUCAAUGCCAAAAUUACUGACUUUUCGCAUUUGUCCAGCAACCACACUGCCGGUAUCGAGGCGACUAUUAGGAUCAACGCUUGGAAUAAGGCCGCUGGCAAGGAGACAGUGCCAGUGCCAAAAGCCUAA
This is a messenger RNA of Trichoderma virens Gv29-8, 1083 nucleotides long. RefSeq lists its product as uncharacterized. The transcript has 3 exons. NCBI's taxonomy places the organism in Eukaryota, Fungi, Ascomycota, Sordariomycetes, Hypocreales, Hypocreaceae. The record is from RefSeq and is a predicted model, not a curated record. The coding region runs from base 1 to 1083 and encodes 360 amino acids.